This is a messenger RNA of Drosophila hydei, 1414 nucleotides long. RefSeq names its product nose resistant to fluoxetine protein 6-like. Gene Ontology annotation, molecular function: acyltransferase activity, transferring groups other than amino-acyl groups. Bases 25 to 1266 code for a protein of 413 amino acids. The record is from RefSeq and is a predicted model, not a curated record. The transcript is spliced from 7 exons. NCBI's taxonomy places the organism in Eukaryota, Metazoa, Arthropoda, Insecta, Diptera, Drosophilidae.
CCCAUUGAGGCUUAUCGAAGGAUUAUGGAAAUACAUUCGCUUUCCUACGAAUUCUCACAGCAUUUUAGAAAUAUAACAGCCACCGACUUGAAUUUAUCAAACAGCCGAUUGCCCAACAAGCAGGAUUUGCAGUGUCUCGCCGAUAUGAGUCCGAUAACAGCUGGGCUGGACUUUGGUAAACUGUGGUCGAUAAAAAUGUUCGAUGCAUGGUGCAAUUUGCCCAAGGGCAUACUUACUGACAACUUUGUGGACUUGGGCAAUUACGACGAGUGCUUUGCCAUUAAUAAAGCAAUAUCGAUACCCGUGUUCAGUACUUCAGUAGCCACUGUCUAUGCAACCAAGGAUUUGUGUUUGAAUCAUACCUGGUAUUUAGCUGUCGAUAUGCAGCUGUAUAUACUCUCUCCCAUAUUUCUGCUAUCUUUGUACAGAUGGGGCAAGAAAGCUGCAGCAGGAAUCUUUGUUUUUAUGCUUCUGCUAUCCGCUUGCCUCUUCAGCACUAUGAUGACGGAUAAGUACUUUAUUCAUCUGGAGUAUGGAAUUAUUUCCAAUAACGUCCAACGUAAGAUCUACUAUGCCACGCAUACACAUGCUGCUCCUUGGCUGAUCGGCGUACUCUUUGGCUAUUUCCUGCAUGUCAAUCGUAACAAGAACUUUCAGCUGAAUCGCAUAAAGAUCUGCCUAGGGUGGAUUGUGUCUCUGGCUCUGAUGUUCACAUGUAUUUUUGCCUUGUAUCCAUAUGCCAAGUUGACGAGUCCGUCUUUAUCGAUACUAAAACAGUCUUCAUACUAUACGUUUACCCGCAUCGCUUGGCCCCUGAGCUUGUGCUGGGUGGUCUUUGCCUGCAUGAAAGGCUAUGGUAGCUUGGCCAACAGUUUCCUGUCUGCCCCAAUUUGGCAGCCGUUGUCAAAGAUCUCUUACUCCGCCUACAUCUUUCACGUAUUCAUUGUACAAAUUAAUGGUAGACGAGCGCGAACAAAUACAUAUUUUUCCGACUACGAUAUGAUGUUGAGGUUUUGGGGGACUUUUGGCUUCACCUUGCUGUUGUGUUAUGCGAUAUACUGCACAACGGAAGCGCCCAUCGCUCUGCUACUGGGAAUGCUUAUGCCAAAACGCAAAACUACUCCAAAAUCAACGGUCCCAGAAGAAACGAAGACAGAAUCAAUUCCACAGCUAAAUAAAGUUGCAGAAACAGAAACAAUUCCAGAGAUAGAAAACUUAGAAGAACAGUCAGAAGCUAACCAAAAAAAAAGAGUUGAAGAACUUUGAUUUCUGCAUAGAAAGUAAUCAGGUUUACUAAGAGUUGUCUGAUUAUCACAAACCAAAGAUUUGCUGAUUAGCCUUAUUAAAAGUAAGAAGCAAUCAAAGCAGAUUUGCCGAGGACUUGAAUGAUAUGGCUAUAUUGAUAAUCUGAUCU